Messenger RNA from Aureobasidium subglaciale EXF-2481, 1101 nucleotides. RefSeq lists its product as uncharacterized. Gene Ontology annotation, cellular component: cytosol; trans-Golgi network; Golgi cisterna. The record is from RefSeq and is a predicted model, not a curated record. Gene Ontology annotation, molecular function: phosphatidylinositol-4-phosphate binding. The transcript has 4 exons. Gene Ontology annotation, biological process: Golgi organization; Golgi vesicle budding; Golgi to plasma membrane protein transport. Lineage: Eukaryota; Fungi; Ascomycota; Dothideomycetes; Dothideales; Saccotheciaceae. Bases 31 to 1101 code for a protein of 356 amino acids.
AACACUCGACCCAAUCGCAAUUCUCCAAACAUGGCCUCUAGCUCGGGUCUGACAAGAAGAAGAGGAGGUGCUGGUGCCGCCGGUGGUCUCGAAAGUGAAGAUGGCAGCCGUGUCAGCUCCCCCGUGCCUACCAACAAGCGCAACGACGAACACAGAGCCGGAGGUCUGGAGACAUCAUACGAAAGUGGAGAGAACGGUCACAAGAUUGCCUUUGAUCCCCGCGACAUUAGCGAAAGUGCCGAAAGAAACAAGCAGCCCAAGUUGACUCUGAUGGAGGAGAUCUUGCUCAUGGGCCUCAAGGACAAGCAGGGCUACCUCUCAUUCUGGAACGACAACAUCUCGUACGCUCUCCGAGGCUGCAUCGUCAUUGAAUUGGCUUUCCGUGGACGAAUCAGUAUGCAGAAGGACUCCAACCGCAGACGCUUUCCCCUCUCCGAUAGAGUGAUCGAGGUCAUAGAUGACUCGCUCACAGGCGAAGUGUUGCUCGAUGAGGCACUCAAGAUGAUGAAGAGCAGCGAGAAGAUGAGCGUGAGCUCGUGGAUAGACCUUAUGAGCGGAGAGACAUGGAAUCUUAUGAAGAUCGGCUAUCAACUGAAGCAAGUGCGUGAGCGUUUGGCAAAGGGUCUGGUCGACAAGGGCAUUCUGCGUACCGAGAAGCGCAACUUCUUGCUUUUCGACAUGGCUACUCACCCCGUGGCCGAUGGCGGUGCAAAGGACGAGAUUCGUCGCCGUGUCCGUAAUGUUCUGACCAACCGCACCGUCGUACUGCCGCCUACGCAAUACCUGCCCCAGGAAAUGGAGUUCAGAUACUUGCGAACCAUUGCCAUGGUCUGUGGAGCAUACGCAGCUAAUGUCUUGGAGAAUGCACUGACGACACUCGGCCACGAAUCACGCGAGAGGGCCUUCGCACAGGUGGACGAGCUGUUGGCCGAAUACUCACAAUACCCCUUCGCCAGGAGGACAGGAGGACCUGGCAACAUCGGUGCCAAUCUUGGUCAAGUCAUUAUGGAUGAAGUCAACAACGCAAAGGAUAAGGAGCUGCAACUCGAGGUGGUCGCUGCUUGUCUGAGCGUCUUUACGAGAUUGGAUUCACUACUUUAG